Messenger RNA from Mycena indigotica, 1248 nucleotides. Its product is annotated as Arrestin-N domain-containing protein. NCBI's taxonomy places the organism in Eukaryota, Fungi, Basidiomycota, Agaricomycetes, Agaricales, Mycenaceae. Gene Ontology annotation, cellular component: cytoplasm. The transcript is spliced from 6 exons. Bases 1 to 1248 code for a protein of 415 amino acids. The record is from RefSeq and is a predicted model, not a curated record. Gene Ontology annotation, biological process: protein transport.
AUGUCUCCCCCUUCUGACGACGGGCCAAUUACCUUGCAAUUCCGAAACAUCACAAGGGUUGCGGGGGAGACCCUACAAGGGACCGUACUUGUCAACGUGCAGCUGGCUCAAGAAGACAAGAUAGAGCAGGUCAGGAUCAAGUUUCGGGGCAGCAUUCAUACGAGUAUAACCGAGUCAAAUGGACAAUCGUCCACAACGUAUAAGCAGACUAUCCCGCUCUUUCACCAGAAAACACCGUUGUGGACCCAAGGCUCUGCAUAUCCUGAUCCCGGCUCACAUAUCCUUUCCCUCCCUUUCGAAUUCACUCUCCCCGCCGACUUGCCUCCGUCAUUUCACUGCUACGCCGUCAACCGUCAUGCUACCAUCGGUUACUCUCUUGAGGUUGUGGGGGACCGGCCUGGAAUGUUCAAAUUCAAUCGUCGCAUACGACGAGCCAUUUCCAUCGUCCCCGCUGCAACACCGCGCCAAUUGCUCACCCGAGAGUCGUUGCUGCAAACGUGGACAGGUGCUUGGAAACCUUGGGUCAGGGAGGAGAAACUACGGAGAGGGAUAUGGGGCGACUAUUCGCAUGCCAGGGCCACAUUCACAAUGCCCCACCUUGGGUUCUACCCGAUCUCAACGCCGAUUCCUUUCAGCUUGCUAAUCGAAACGGACACUAAGCCAAUGGACCGAGAGGACUGUCCCGACAAGCCAGUCGACAAGAAUGGCAAACCGCUCUUCCCCGCGCCACCGACACUUUCUUCUGAAGUCAAGCUUAGCUUAUAUCGCUGGACCCAGUUGCGCGUCAAAUCCAGAGUGCGACAAGUCGAAGACACGUACAAAUUAUCAAACAGCCUUGGAGACCCGCAUUGUGUCGCUGCUGUUGUCCAUACCGAGAGUCCGCCUGAGUGGAUUGUAGCGCCAGGCAGUAAGGAUGAGAAGGGCAAGGGUUUUUGGCGUCGCGCGAUCAAGUUCGAAUCGGCGGUGACCAUUAACUAUGCGCCGACAUGGCAAGGCGAGACUCUUCGGUGGCAUUAUCAACUUACUUUUACAAUCCCCUUCCCCGGAAUUAGGAACGACUUCAAGAUAUUCAUUCCGAUCCAAUUAGAUACAAGCAGACCAUGUCCACCGCCUCCAAAAGGCGUCGCGGGCUCAAGUGGUCCCUCGUAUGCAGAUGUCCUUCCGCCUGGUCCACCACCGAUGUUGGAUGAUUUACCACCAGCGUAUUGGGCAGGGGAUCACCACGGGUGGGAAGACGACAAGAAGUAG